AUGGGUGCAGCACUAACCAGGGCAGCCCAGUGGACCUCCUCGGGCUCUGGGAGUAGAACCCUCGCCCUCAGCCCUCUGAAUGAGACUCUGCUGUCAGAAAUGGUGCAGUUUGUGGAGGACCUGAGAUCUCUGCACCCUCAGACUGCAGAUGUUGUGUUUGAGGAGCCGCUGCAGUGGAGAACAGCCCUCCAGACGUCUGAUCUAAAGGCGGACUACACACUCACUGACUCUGGAGCUCGGUCUGAACAGCAGGACUCUACAGGGCGUCCUCUGCUACAUCUCUCUCCUCCUCACGUCUCUGCGCUGAGCCUCUCUCUCCUCUCUGAGCUGCUCGACAUGUGCGGCGACAAAGAGGCCGAGGUCCGAGCCUGUCUGCAAGAAAACGAAGACGCAGUGAAGAAGAUGGUUGGGCCUGAGCUCGCUGCUCUACUGGAGUCUGACAGUAAAGACGCAGACAAAGUGAAAGCGAAGGACCGAGACCCUAAGGUGAAAUUACUCCUGAAGCUCCGGAGACUGAACGAGCAGCUCUUAGACAAAGUCCUCCAGCAGAUCUCUGAACAGGUGCAUCUCCACGUCAGCGUCGUGAAGAAUGAACUGGACUCCCUGGUGCUGUUCUGUGGAGACGACGACCACUCUCUGCUCAGAUCACUCCACUACACUUCAGAUUUCGAGUUUGCCAACGGCUGCCGCGCUCCUCCGCACAGACAGCUGCUGGGGGAGGUGGCCUACAUCAGGAUAGAAACUUACGACACAGAGCCCGUGUGCGCCACCUACAGCAACCGGGGAGUGUUCCUCAAUAAGGGCGUGAAGGAGUAUGCCGCAGAUGAGAGCGAUUAUGAGCAGACAGGUGAAAUUUUCGAGGACCUCACGUCACUUCUGAAGUCCAAGUCCUGCUAUUUCGCUCAAAACAUCCACAAGGAGGAGCCGAACCAGCAACAUCUGAAAAAGCAAGAGCCUUGGACCAAAUGGAGAGAAAAUGCUCUACUCCUGAUGCGUCUGUGUGUUUUAAAUAACUGUAGAAAAGCGGAGAGAGGAGCCGGAAAACAGGAGUCCAAAUCCAGAACCGACUUCUCCCUCACGUCUUUGCCUGGGCGCUCCUCACCACAGAAGAGCCGGACGCCCGCCCGCUCCAGGCUGAGGGAGGCUCUGAGUGAGAGUUCUCCUGAGAGCGAAGAGGAGGAAGAGGAGGGGCUGGAGCGACGCCCAGACACCAGCGCAGACCUACCCUCCGAGCAGCUCCGACUGCAGAAGUUGAUCAGAUUCAUGCGGGAGGGCAACCAGACGGCGACGUUGUUGACCAUGUGCGCUCUGAGGGACAUGGACCUAAAGCAGGAGACGUACCAGCUGUCCAUCAGGGACCUGGGGGGGCUGGACGCGCUCCUCAACAUCCUGGACACCGGAGAGAGCCGCUGCAUCAUGGGCUCUCUUAAAAUCCUGCGCGUGAUCAGCCACAGUGCUCAGAUCCAGAGGUCCAUGGUGAGGAUGCGAGGCGUUCAGAGCCUGGUGCCACUGUUGGACAUCCAGGUUCCCGAGCUGCAGGCGCUGGCAGCGGAGACCCUCGCCAACGUCGCCAAGUUCCGUAAGGCCAGACGGACGGUGCGGCACUGCGGGGGCAUCGGCAAGCUGGUGAGACUUCUGGACUGCGCCCCAGACUCUCGCAGCCUGUCCCCCAGAGAGGAGCUUCAUGUGGAGGCCGCACGCUGCGGGGCCCUGGCUCUGUGGAGCUGCAGCCGGAGCUCCAGGAACAAAGAGGCCAUUCGGAAAGCAGGAGGCAUCCCUCUGUUAGGCCGUCUGCUGCGCUCGCCCCACGUCAACAUGCUCAUCCCGGUCAUCGGAACGCUGCAGGAGUGUGCCUCUGAGGAGAGCUACAGAAAUGCAAUCCGAAGCGAAGGAAUGAUCAAGGACCUGGUGAAAAACCUGAGCAGUGAAAACGAGGAGCUGCAGAUGCACUCGGCCAGCGCCAUUUUCAAGUGCGCAGAGGAUGAGAAGACUCGAGACCUGAUUCACCAGUACAAAGGCCCACAGCGUCUGGCUCUGCUGCUCAGCAAACCUGAGAACAAACAGCUGUUAGCCGCCGCCACCGGAGCUAUCUGGAAAUGCUCCCUCAGCCAGAAGAACGUCACCAAAUUCCAGGAGUUCCGCGUGUUGGAGAAGCUGGUGUCCCUGACGUCGGAGCAGCCGGAGGAGGUCCUGGUGAACGUGGUGGCGGCUCUCGGAGAGUUCGCCCAGAUCCCGACGAACAGAGGCGUGAUCGGGCAGAGCGGAGGGAUAGAGAAGCUGGUGCGACUGCUGACGGGGAGGAACCAGGCUCUGCUGGUGAAUGUGACCAGAGCUUUGGGAAUCUGCGCCACCGACAUGAAGAACAUGGCAAUCAUUGACCAGCUGGACGGGCUGCGUCUGGUCUGGUCCCUCCUGAAGAACCCCAGUCCUGAGGUGCAGUCGAGCGCCGCCUGGGCCCUGUGUCCCAUCAUACACAACGGCAAGGACGUGGGCGAGUCCAUGCGGCGUCUCAUUGGAGGAUUUCAGCUCCUCAUCAAACUGCUCAAGUCCACAGACAAUGAGGUCCUGGCCAGUAUCUGCGCUGUCAUCGCUAAAAUCACCGAGGACAAAGAGGAGAACGUGGCUCUGCUGACGGACUACGGAGUGGUGCCCCUGCUGGCCAACCUCACCAGCACCACCGAUGACCUGCUGCGGCGCCACCUAGCGGAGGCCGUCGCGUACUGCUGCAUGUGGGGCCAGAACCGCGCGGCGUUCGGGAAGGCCGGAGCAGUGCCCCCUCUGGUCAGAUACGUGAAGUCCAAGGACAGCGGCGUGCACGAGACGACCGUGGUGGCCCUGUACCAGCUGUCCAAGGACGUGGACAACUGCAUCAGCCUGCACUCCAACGGGGUGGUCCAGCCUCUCCUGGAGCUGAUGGGACACGAGGACGAGGACGUGGCGUUCAUGGCGGCCGGCUGCGUCAGAAACAUCCGGAUGCUCGCCAACGCCAACAAGUUCAGCAAAUGGAACAACUAA
Molecule: messenger RNA, 3015 nt
Organism: Periophthalmus magnuspinnatus
Lineage: Eukaryota; Metazoa; Chordata; Actinopteri; Gobiiformes; Gobiidae
Gene: odad2
Product: outer dynein arm docking complex subunit 2
Exons: 21
Coding region: 1-3015 (1004 amino acids)
Molecular function (GO): protein binding
Source: RefSeq, a predicted model, not a curated record